UGCAGUGAGUAUCACCAUCAGUACCACAACGGCACGCCAAGCCCCGGUGCUCAGACCGACCGACCGACCUCCCCACAGAAAAUCCGCCACAGUCAUUCCCUGCCAGCCAUGAAACAGACUCUGCUCGAGCUGAUGAGGAUGAGCAGAAUAUGCCGGAUGGUACUCGCCACUUGUUUGGGAUCUUUUAUUCUGGUCAUCUUUUAUUUCCAAAGUAUGUUCCAACCAGUCAUGCGGAGGAACCAGUUUGCGGCGGACGUGUGCUGUAGGAAAGGCUCCCGCAACGCACUGCAGGAACUCUACAACCCCACACAGUCUGAGUUUUCCAGUACCACCAUCCUCCACCAGGCCAGGAGAGACCAUGUAGCUGAGUCAUGUCGGGCCCAGAGUGCAUCCAGCCGCAAGCGCCGGGUCCUGACCCCCGGUGACCUCAAACACCUGGUGGUGGAUGAGGAGCAUGAGCUCAUCUACUGCUAUGUCCCCAAGGUGGCCUGCAGCAACUGGAAACGUGUCAUGAUGGUCCUCACGGGACGCGGCAAGUACAGUGACCCAAUGGAGAUCCCUUCCAACGAGGCCCACGUGCCGUCCAACCUGAAAUAUCUGAACCAGUACAGCAUCGCUGAAAUUAACCACCGCCUCAAGAGCUACCUCAAGUUCCUGUUCGUCCGGGAGCCCUUCGAGAGGCUCGUCUCUGCUUACCGCAACAAGUUCACCCUCAAGUACAACUCCUCCUUCCACCGCCGCUUCGGCACCAAGAUCGUCCGCCGCUACCGGAAGGACGCCACACAGGAGGCGCUGCUCAACGGCGCCGACGUCAAGUUCCGGGAGUUCGCCGAGUAUCUUGUCGACCCGGCCACGCAACGCGACGGCCCGCUCAACGAGCACUGGCAGACGGUGUACCAGCUGUGCCACCCCUGUCACAUCCACUAUGACCUGGUGGGCAAGUACGAAACCCUGGAGGAAGACGCCAACUACGUUCUGCGGCUGGCGGGGGUGGGUGAAUCGCUGCGCUUCCCGACCUACGCCAAGUCCACCCGCACCACAGACAGCAUGACGGCCCAGUUCUUCAGCAACAUCACCUCCCAGCAGCACAGCCAGCUCUUCCAGCUGUAUAAAUUGGACUUCCUCAUGUUCAACUAUUCCAUGCCAAGCUAUCUGCGACUGGACUAACGACUAGAGGACCAGGACAUGACUAGCCAGCUGGGACUCUGGGCACGAUCCACUUUUAUGAAGAGAAGAACAUAAGAACUGAGUGAAAGUGGAGAACAGAUAUUUUUGCAGAAGCUUUAUUCAAAAACUGUCGUCGCUGUUUCUGUGGGGUGAACAGGAAGGACUGAGGGGAAUGGGAGGGACAGAGAUUGGGGAAAGUUGCUGGAUCCGAUUUGAUGUGAAAGAUUCUUGGUUCUCCAAUCAGCAUUGUCCUGAAGGUGAUAAAGGAGGAAGUGGAGAUCCUAUAGCAUCAGAAUGCAGGGUUCAGGCGGAGCUGAUGUCAGAGGUUUUCUAAGAAGGGACAUAGAGGAGAGAAGCAGGACUCCUGGAGAGUGAUCGAUAUGUGUUCUGUAUGUACAUGAGGUGGGACUCUUGACCAAUUAGUCUGCUAUGGAAUCUGCACAGCAAACGGUGGCCUCGCAUGCACGUGCCCUGGCCCCAAAGCAUCAUGGGAGCUGAGCUUAUUUUAUAACGAACAAUAGCGAAACUCCGUCAAAUUGUAAAACACAUCCAUGUCCUUCCGUGUGCUGUAUCCUGGGUGUGUUUGAUACGCCCACCAAUUAUACAUUUGAUAAGUAAACUGGCUCUUGGCUCCACCUCAAGCCCUCCUCAUUAUAGCUGGCUAUUGACUUUGCUUUAAAGACCUCUAGAACCAAUAGGCUUAAACAGUGGAGCUACAAUUUACAGCCAACUGCUCUAAGGUUGUAGCUAUGCUGUCAAGAUCGCCAUCGUCAUAGGUGAAAAACCUCCUGAAUCCUAACGUUUGCCAGGUGAGGCCUCAGACUCCCAUAGCAGGAUCUGAAAAGGCGGCCAUUUUAGAAAGACGCUGAGCACCCUCGAGGCUUUGAGCCACAGGAAGUGGUCAGAAGGAAUGAUUGACAGGUGUUAGGUGCCUCCCACUGACCCAGAGAGGAACUGUAGAAGAGAUGGCCCGUGUGGCUGUGAAAGGGUUUAAGGGACAGGAUCUCAUAAAUCCGCCCACACCACACCCCAAAACCAGGCAGGGCCAUAACCCUGCCUACGGGCCAUGCCCAUUACC
Oncorhynchus gorbuscha (pink salmon) is the source of this 2245-nucleotide messenger RNA. Its product is annotated as carbohydrate sulfotransferase 11-like. The transcript is spliced from 4 exons. The coding region runs from base 109 to 1167 and encodes 352 amino acids. Gene Ontology annotation, cellular component: membrane. Lineage: Eukaryota; Metazoa; Chordata; Actinopteri; Salmoniformes; Salmonidae. Gene Ontology annotation, molecular function: sulfotransferase activity. Gene Ontology annotation, biological process: proteoglycan biosynthetic process; carbohydrate biosynthetic process. The record is from RefSeq and is a predicted model, not a curated record.